GCCGGUCGGCGAGGCAAGCUUAAUCCCUACGGAUAACGUGGUCGUCUUCCGUCGUCUGGGCAGGAUGAUGGCGGCCGUAUCGCGAACCGGCGCUCUCAUCUCCUCUGCCUUCGUGGCAGGCCGCCACGGGAGGAGAUUCUCUUCCCUCGCCUUCUCCGGCAGAAGAUUCUCCAUCCGGUCCGAUCGGAAUGCGGGGGGAUACUGUGGCGGCGGACUCCUCUCCUUCCUCCCCUCCUCACGUGCCAAGGGGGUCUGCUCCACCUUCGCGCCCCACGCGGCGGUGGAAACCAGCGGUGCCGCCGCGGAGGAUGCUUCUACUCCGCCGCCUUCCGACCCGGUGAAGAAAGCGGCGGAUGCUUUGGAUAUCAGGGUCGGGCGCGUCCUGAGGGCGUGGAGGCAUCCCGAGGCGGAUACGCUCUACGUGGAGGAGGUGGACGUGGGAGAGGCCGAGCCCAGGACCAUCUGUAGCGGCCUCGUCAACUACAUCCCCUUAGACCACCUCCAGGAUGCUAAAGUAGUUGUUCUAGCUAAUCUCAAGCCUCGGAACAUGUGUGGCAUUAAGUCGAAUGGAAUGCUAAUGGCUGCUUCGGACAAAUCUCAUGAAACUGUUGAGCUUCUUAUACCUCCAGAAGGUUCAGUCCCUGGUGAGAGAAUUUGGUUUGGCUCAGAAGAUGAAAAAGAUAGACAACCUGAAGCUGCAACACCUAAUAAGGUCCAAAAGAAGAAGAUAUGGGAAUCCGUCCAACCUCAUCUGAAGACUACAGAUGCUUGUGUGGCUGUUCUCGGAGUGCAUCCUAUGCAGACUUCAGCAGGCAUUGUGACAUGCAGAUCUCUAAAGCAUGCAAGAAUAUCUUGAUAUGAAAAGUCUUCGUGCUCCCAUGACCUGAGAAAUUUUUCUAAUACCGAUUUCUAGAUCUCAUCAGCUGUUGAAAUUCAGUUACAGCCAUGUACAAUCAAAUUCAUUUUGUAAGACACACUGAACUGCAAGGCCAUGAACAGAAAAAAAAAAUGAUGCGCAAUAAGUAUUUGAAUCAUAUCA
Messenger RNA from Phoenix dactylifera (date palm), 1039 nucleotides. Its product is annotated as Nucleic acid-binding, OB-fold-like protein. Gene Ontology annotation, molecular function: tRNA binding. NCBI's taxonomy places the organism in Eukaryota, Viridiplantae, Streptophyta, Magnoliopsida, Arecales, Arecaceae. The record is from RefSeq and is a predicted model, not a curated record.